CUCAACUCCCACCAGCCGCGCGACAUAUGCGCACGCGCAGCCUUCGCGCAGUGAUACCACCUGAAAAAAAAACUCUAUUAUUGUGGAAAUUGCACGGAUUACAGUGUACACACACGGACCUGUGCUAACGUGAUAUCAAAGUGACUGGUUAUCAAUAAUUCAUCGACUCAUCACAGUGUCUAUAAAACUGUUUAUGGCCUGUGCAGUGCUAUUGUGUGCGCUUCCACUAAUCUCUUAUUCACCUGUAUAGGACUGUGAAAUGUGACAAAAAAUUGCAAUGGACAUCUUUUGUGCGGGGAGCCACAGUGUUAACUUUGCGGGGUGACUACCUGACUACCGAGGGUUGUAGACAGGCGUUUAAUCGAGCGACGCCUAUGUUUUCUAGAUCGUGAUGUCCGAAAACGGCGGGGCAGUUGUAUCAAGGGCUUCUACACCACGCCCAAUAGCUGAGGCACCAGUGAAUGCACCGUUACGCUCCAGACAUGAUCAGUUCCUUGCUAGUUCAGCUGAGCGUAAUCAGCAAAGAACUUCAUCGAGCGGAAGAAAUGCAAACGGAAAUUUUGAAUCUCCCCCAUUAUCUUAUCAUCGCCAGAUAACAACUGGCUCUCUCCUUAAUUCAUCGCAUAGAGAAACAUCGGCCUUCGUUCCUGUUGUUCCUACCAGAACAAUGCAUCCAGUUAUGUACCCAAAUGAAAUGCAUCCUGCUUUAAUACCCUCAGAAAUAAUAGAAAGAGAAAGAAUUCUAGACAGGGACCGAUCAGAGACUGCUAAAGGAUCCCCUGAUAGGGCGUCAGGAAACUUCCCUAAAAGAAACUCAUUCGAUUUAAUGGCGAUGAUGGUUGAAAAAAGAAAAGAGGUUGCGUUACGUGAGGCUGCAGCGGCAAUGCUAAUGCCUCACCACCGAGCAUCCUCCAUGGACGGAAUGAUGUCUGAUGGAUCAUCGCAACCUCCUAUUUAUGGCCCACCAGGAGCAUUCCUUGGUACACCAGGACCCUCACCUACCGCUGCAGGCAAUUUCGGAUUCCCCGGCGCUGGAUUGUUCCCUCCUGGUGCUGGACCUCACCAAAUGCAUCCACAUUUAGAUAGACGGUUACUACGAGCGCCGGGUCGCGCUUCACGACCAAAAAAGCAAUUCAUAUGCAAAUUCUGCAAUCGUCAAUUCACCAAAUCUUACAACUUGCUUAUCCACGAAAGGACUCAUACAGACGAGCGGCCCUACUCCUGUGAUAUCUGCGGGAAGGCGUUCAGGAGACAAGACCACCUACGGGACCACAGGUACAUUCAUUCCAAGGAGAAGCCGUUCAAAUGUACAGAAUGCGGGAAAGGAUUCUGUCAGUCGCGGACCUUGGCUGUCCACAAAAUACUUCAUAUGGAAGAGUCGCCACAUAAAUGUCCAGUUUGCAGUAGAAGCUUCAACCAACGUUCUAACCUUAAGACUCAUCUGUUGACUCAUACCGAUCACAAACCAUACGAAUGCAAUUCAUGUGGAAAAGUAUUUCGACGGAACUGCGACUUACGAAGACACGCUUUAACACAUGCUGUGGGCGAUGUACCUCCAGGAGACGUUUUGGAUGUUGGCGAAGAAGAUAUUGGACGACCAGGAUCGCCGAUCGAACCGGGAUAUGAUGAUGAUGAUCCAGAAAUAUCGUCACCAGAACAUUCUCCAGUAAGAAGAGCUCGUUCCUCUUCAGUUGAAAGCAUUGGCAGGGAACAAAGUGAGGAAAGACCCAGAAGAAAUUCUCCGGUGCCUGUUGAACGUACACAUUGUCAUCACAAUGAACAGAGAGACCGUGCAAGUCCAUACACAAUGAGACCUCAGCAUGCUGAAAAACAUCGCGUACAGUCUUUAGACAUGUAUGAGAAACGACGAUUUACAUCAGAUGAAAUAAUUGAGAAAGAAAUGCGUUAUACAGAACUACCUGAACAGCAAAUAAGACAUCCACAGUUACAGAUUCGAAGAGAUUUACAUCAAGUUGCACCACCGGAUCCCUCCAAGAUUGGUCAAAUGACAAGUCCGCCCAUUGAUCCCGGGCCUUCUGGUAUGUACAUGAGUCCGUUCAGAAAGAGAAGUCAUCCGCCAGAUAUUGGUGAGAAUGUUAGGACUUGCGCAGCAGUUUACAGAAGUCGAUCGCCUGAACCGACAAAUUUGACAAUGCCUCGACCGCCAAUGGGGAAUGGAGACGUUGUUGUUGGCAUUCCUCCUACAAUGAUAGGAAUGCCUGCGUACCAUAAAUUUGGCCUUCCAAUGCCGCCACCACAUCCACAGAUUGCUUAUGGACCCAUACCACAUCCCGUCAUGGGACCACAGCAAACGGUGGCACAGGAUUUAAUAGUUAAACACGCGCCUCCAAAAGAUACAGUACCAAGUACUACAACAAAUGUUACGACCAGUAAAGAGAAUCCUAAUACAAAAGACUCGGAAGAACCAAGUUCAAGUUUCAUAGCUAGUGGGAUUAAGAAUAUAGUUGGUAUUCAACCACCCGCUAAUCCAAAACCAGGGACAAGCCAAUCUAGCGGACCCAAGAAGGGUUUUAGUAUAGAAGAUAUUAUGAGACGUUAAAUAUAUUCUAGCUGGUAAGUUGAAGGUUGUAAUUGAGUAUUUUACGUUAGUUUAACAUUUUGCAGCUUCUUGUGAAAAAUAGUACAAUUCAAAAACUGUUUUUGUUAUGCCUAUAAAAAUACUUUUAGAGUACGUGAUAACGACACACAUUUGCGUACUGAUGUUAUUUCGUAGAAUAAUCAAGUACUCUGUUAAGAAACUUUUUCGGAUAUCUAUUUUUCUUUUGUGCAAUUAUUCAUAAUCAGUGAUGUGUCUGUAUAGAUUUUACUUAUGAAAAGUAUUAUUAGUUCGAGUUUCGGUUUAUCUAGACGUAAGGUAUGUACGUAUGCAACGUGGCUUGGUUUUCGCAACGAUCUCAUAAGGUUUCUGUAAUUUUGUGCAGUGUUUUGUUUAACGGGAAAUUUUUAAAAUUAUUUUAUAUCAAAAUUUUAGAAGAUAUUCUUUAUGUUUACUGUCAAUUGUUUUUUAACGAAUGUUUUAAACAAAACUUAUGCGUGAGGUACGUGCGUGUUGUAGGCAAAUUCUACAAUAUAAGUAUAUUUAAUUGUUUGGGCUAUAUUUUAUCGACUGCAUUGUGGUAUAAUCCAACUAAAUUAACAAUAACCCUUUAAAUAAACACUAUCCUAGCUAAAUGGGUCUAUUUUAUUAUGUUGUCAGUUAAUUAUUAUGAUGCGCAAUUUGUAUGUUGCCUAACCAAUUGACCCAUCAUUAUAUUUGCCUACAUCACGAUUCUAUUAAGUGUAGAAUAUAAAAUACAUUUAAAUUUUAAAAUAAAAAUUAAGAAUCGACUGGUUUUUAAUAAUUCAACUGUUAUUUAUUAUUUAGGUUUUAUUACAGUUGUUUAUUGUAAGGUAGUUUUAAUUAGGCAAUACAUUAAAUGUUUUACGUUAAUCGUAUUUUACAUUAUAAUGCUAAUUUGUAUAUAUAAUUAUUAUUUGUUAAGCUAUGAUUUUAAUAUUGUUAAUUCUUUUGCAAUAAGGAAUAUGUUGGAAUUAAAAUAUGUUGAAUGUAUUUUAAGAAUUGUUCAUUAACGGAAUUAAAUUGAGCAAAAAAUGGAAUCGUUUAGUUUAAAUAUUUUGCUCAGGUAUAAUUUAAUUAAUUAUUACGUAAUAUACAUUCGUAUUUUUUUAUCUUAAUAAA
Messenger RNA from Manduca sexta (tobacco hornworm), 3700 nucleotides. RefSeq names its product protein bowel (gene bowl). The record is from RefSeq and is a predicted model, not a curated record. Gene Ontology annotation, molecular function: RNA polymerase II transcription regulatory region sequence-specific DNA binding; DNA-binding transcription factor activity, RNA polymerase II-specific. Lineage: Eukaryota; Metazoa; Arthropoda; Insecta; Lepidoptera; Sphingidae. Bases 392 to 2560 code for a protein of 722 amino acids. Gene Ontology annotation, cellular component: nucleus. The transcript is spliced from 3 exons. Gene Ontology annotation, biological process: embryonic pattern specification; embryo development; embryonic hindgut morphogenesis.